AUGGGUUGGCUGAAAAGAAUCCUCAAGGGUUCUAUUUCUAGCUCCAGACAGAGAUCUAGUGGAAGCUGUGAGGAAGAUGAUCGCUGUCCCUGUUCUGAUGAGCCCAGCGAUAUGGAGCUGCAACAGAAUAGUGUUAAAUUGUUGCAGAGCCUCAAUGUGAAGGACGAAUCGACAGAGGGCGAGGAAGAAGACACGGACUACCAAAUCGGCUGCAUUCGUUCCUUCUCAGAAGAUGGUCAUGUAGACGAUCUCUAUGGAGCGGCAUUGACCAAGGACUGGGUACAAUAUGACGAACUGAGAUGGGAGGAUGAAGAUGAACGACCCACCCAGUCUUUCCAACAAAGUUUGGCCUUCGAACCAUUCUCCCCAUUUGACAUUGCAAACAUAUUCCAACCAUUUCCGUUCUCAUUGUAUCCGGAUAACGGGCAAGCCUUUCUGCAUCCAGAAUGCGUCCCCUCUUAUGCUUCCCAUGGUUCGCUUACUGGUCACCACAUUUUUGUCUCUGAGUAUCACUCUAUUUAUCGGAAUAUCGACGAAGACCACCACCUCAACCACCAUCACCACCACCAUCCUCGUCCAUUAUGCUAUGUUUGCGGGCAACCUAUCCCAGUGGAUGCAAAUGGCCGUCUUCUAUACAGUCGACAUCCUUUUUGGCGACAUAAGUAUUGUCUUCUGCAUGAGAGAGAUGAGACACCUUCUUGUUGGGUCUGCGAAAGAUUGAAGACUGUGGAAGGAGAGGAACAUAUACUAGUCGCCCACUCAAGAGAUCUAACCAUAAGAGUUUUGAAAGGUUUCCCGAGGUUGUUCACAGGGCAAACCCUCGCUCAUGAGAUGCUGCAUGCGUGGUUCACACUAGAAGGUUAUCACGAUUUAGAUCUCGUGGUCGAAGAAGGCCUUUGUCAAGUUUUGGCUCACAUGUGGUUGGAUUCUCAGAUGCGAUCCAUGUCCAAGAGCCAAAUUGCACUAUCCCCAGGGUUUGACUUCCAGAAAAGGCUCGCCGAGUUUCUUCAGUAUGACAUCGAAUCAAGAACCGAUUCUCCUUAUGGCACUGGAUUUCAACUAAUGAAAAGGGCGACGGACAUGUAUGGCCUUAAAGGCACACUCGACUACAUACGUAUGACAGGAAGCUAUCCUUGA
Syzygium oleosum is the source of this 1137-nucleotide messenger RNA. Its product is annotated as protein DA1-related 1-like. The transcript is spliced from 8 exons. Gene Ontology annotation, molecular function: ubiquitin binding. Bases 1 to 1137 code for a protein of 378 amino acids. NCBI's taxonomy places the organism in Eukaryota, Viridiplantae, Streptophyta, Magnoliopsida, Myrtales, Myrtaceae. The record is from RefSeq and is a predicted model, not a curated record.